Messenger RNA from Cucumis sativus (cucumber), 525 nucleotides. RefSeq names its product G-type lectin S-receptor-like serine/threonine-protein kinase SD2-5. Gene Ontology annotation, biological process: protein phosphorylation. The record is from RefSeq and is a predicted model, not a curated record. Bases 1 to 525 code for a protein of 174 amino acids. NCBI's taxonomy places the organism in Eukaryota, Viridiplantae, Streptophyta, Magnoliopsida, Cucurbitales, Cucurbitaceae. Gene Ontology annotation, molecular function: ATP binding; protein kinase activity. The transcript has a single exon.
AUGGCCAAAUUAAUGGACAAACAACACACCUCCAUCUUCACACAGCUUCGUGGAACCAGAGGCUACGUCGCUCCGGAAUGGAUCACAACCCUCGCCAUUUCCGACAAGAGUGAUGUCUACAGCUACGGCAUGCUUCUCCUCGAGAUAAUCGCCGGUAGGAAGAGCUACGACGCCGAUUAUCCGCCGGAGAUGGCGCAUCUCCCGUCCUACGCGACUAGGAUGGUGGGGGAGCAAAAGGGGUUUCGGGUGUUGGACUCAAGAGUGGCGGGGGAGGCAGAGGGUGAUUGGCGGGUGGAGGCGGCAGUGCAGGUGGCGGUGUGGUGUGUCCAGGAGGAGCCAAGUCUACGGCCGCCGAUGAGGAAGGUGGUGCAGAUGCUAGAAGGGGUUAGUCCGGUGCCAAUGCCUCCGUGUACGGCGGAGAUGGGGGCGAAUUUCUGGUGGAGCAGUGAUGGAUUGGGAAUGAAAUUGAAUGGGUGUUAUAGUGAAGUGAGGUUAUCGGAUGUUCGAUUGUCGGGGCCUCGAUGA